AUACAUUUAAGGAGGGCGGAGGGUGACUCAAUUCGUGACAGCGUCUUUACUCUGCUUAUGCGUAUUUACUCAUAUAUUGGCACUGGCCCGCCGCUGCCUUUGUAUUUGAGCAACCAAAAAAAAAAAAAAAAAAAAAAAAGAAAAAAAAAAAAGAAAAGAGAAAUAGAAUAGAAAUGGACUGAGGAGGAGGAGGCUGGGAAAUGAUGUGGAGUUGGAAGCAGAGAAAUAGAAGACGACGAGAAAUCCAUGCCUUUGCCUUUGCCUUUGCCUUUGCUUAUAAUACUCAGUCUCUGCCUGGCUGCGACAGUAACUUCCUCCUAGUUUAAUUAUCUUAGUGUGAAGGAACAAGGCAGAGAGUCGAGACGGCCUCAACUUGAGCGGAAAAAAGGAGCCUCCAAGCCAAGGACCAAGCAACGUUGUUCAUUUCCUUCCGCAAUGUACCUCAUUCUGUACGGAUUGAAUUCUUUGAGAUCCGGCCUGAACAAGAUGAAACGCCCAUCAGCAUCAGCAUCCUCUUAAUCAGCGCAAGAUUUGAUUUUUUUUCCAAGGGCGCAAGAUUUGAGUUGAAUGUGUGGAGUGGAGAGUUGGUACUGCUAUAUUUAUUUACAAAAAAGAUAAACCUUAAAAGAAUUGCUAGGGUUUCUCUUUUCUUUCUUUGCCCAUGACUACUAAACGCGCUUACAAGCUACAGGAAUUCGUAGCACAUUCUUCAACUGUGAAUUGCCUUAAGAUAGGCAGAAAAUCUUCCAGAGUUCUUGUCACUGGCGGAGAAGAUCACAAGGUCAAUCUCUGGGCCAUUGGGAAACCCAAUGCCAUACUGAGUUUGUCUGGACACACCAGUGGAAUUGAUUCGGUAAGCUUUGAUUCUUCAGAGGUCUUAGUAGCUGCAGGAGCUGCAAGUGGCACAAUUAAGCUUUGGGAUCUAGAGGAGGCAAAGAUUGUUCGCACACUUACUGGUCACAGAUCCAAUUGUAUAUCUGUGGACUUCCAUCCUUUUGGGGAGUUCUUUGCAUCUGGCUCGCUGGACACAAAUCUCAAAAUAUGGGAUAUCAGGAAGAAGGGGUGUAUUCACACAUACAAAGGCCAUACUCGAGGAGUCAACGCUAUCAGAUUUACACCGGAUGGCCGUUGGGUUGUUUCUGGUGGAGAGGACAACACUGUGAAGUUGUGGGAUCUGACUGCUGGUAAGCUGCUGCAUGAUUUCAAGUGUCAUGAGGGCCAGAUUCAGUGCAUAGAUUUUCAUCCCCACGAGUUUCUGCUAGCUACAGGUUCAGCUGAUAGGACAGUCAAAUUUUGGGACCUCGAAACCUUUGAGUUAAUUGGCUCAUCUGGACCUGAGACAACUGGAGUGCGUUCUUUGACUUUUAGUCCUGAUGGGAGAGCCCUACUCUGUGGAUUGCAUGAAAGUUUGAAGGUUUUCUCGUGGGAGCCAAUAAGAUGCCAUGAUGCCGUGGAUGUUGGAUGGUCUCGAUUGUCAGAUCUUAAUGUUCAUGAGGGAAAGCUGCUUGGAUGCUCAUACAAUCAGAGUUGUGUUGGAGUGUGGGUUGUAGACAUCUCGCGCAUAGAACCGUAUGCAAUUGGUAAUGCUAGCAGAUUGAAUGGGCACACAGAAUCUAAACCAUUAUCUGGUGGGAAUCUGUCAUUACUCAAUGAGAAUGCUGCUAAAAGUUUGGGUCGGCUAUCUGUUUCCCAAUGUUCAGAUUCUUUAGUGAAGGAAACAAAAUCUCUUGGAAGGUUAUCAGUUUCUCAAAAUUCAGAUCCCACUAAGGAGCCAAAAGUUAUUGCAUCCACAGGAAAUGUUCCUGGUACUCCUCAAAGGAUCAAUUUGAACUCCAGUCCAAAAACUAUUGCGGCUAGUUCAGCAGCAGUUCCUAGUGCAACAACCCUGAAGAGGAGUUCUACUAAGAUCAAUUCAACAGCCAAUCUUCCAACUUUUAACAAGUCUGAUGUCAUACCUGUAAUUGUACCGAGAACUAGUAUAAGACCAGAGUUGCCAGCUGAGUCCAGAAAAGAGGCCGGUGGUUCUGGGAGAACACUGGCAUUUUCUUUGCAGUCAAAGGCAACUGAUUUCCGGAAGUUGUCCAAUAGCAGAGAAGAAGUGGAUAAGCCAACUGUCUCUUCAGUGUCUGAUUCCGCUGCUUCUAAGGCUACUGAAUUAAGCAGUGCUGCAGAUAAGAAUGGUUUCUCAACAGUUAUAAGUUCAACCCAGGGAAUACAUACUGCUGAAAGGAACACAAAGGAUGACAGAUAUUUUGGACCUGGGAAGCAUGAGACAAGUUCAAUGCUGGAGGCAACUGCGAGCUACCAGCAUGAAAGUUAUGAAACUCGAGGGCACAAGGUGAGUAGAGAUGCAUACUCUGCUGAAGGUCAAAGAGGAGGAAGAAUGCGCUCACUUGCUGUGAAUUGGGAGAAAAGAGAUAGAUAUUCUAACUACGAGGGACCUACGCCCAAUAGUACCCUGGGAACAGCAUCCGCGGUGAACAUGCCCCCUUCGAAUGCGUUUAAGCAGCGAGGUUAUCCUACAUCUACUGAAAAAGAAUUGGUGUCUGCUAGUGAUGAGGAUGCUAUUGCAGAUCUCAUGGAAAAACAUGACCAAUUUGUUGGCUCCAUGCAAUCUCGUUCAACCAAAUUACAGGUAGUCUAUAGAUAUUGGGAAAGGAAUGAUGUUAAGGGGGUCAUUGGUGCAAUGGAGAAGAUGGCUGAUCAUGCUGUCAUUGCGGAUGUAGUUAGCAUUAUGACAGAAAAAAUUGACAUUGUCACACUGGAUAUAUGCACGUGUCUUCUGCCACUCCUCAAUGGCCUUCUAGAAAGUAACAUGGAUAGGCAUUUAGGCAUUUCUUUGGAAAUGCUGCUCAAGCUGGUUAGAGUAUUUGGUUCUGUGAUCUAUUCAACAUUAUCCGCAUCAUCAUCUGUUGGUGUUGAUAUUGAAGCCGAGCAAAGGCUGGAGCGUUGCAACAACUGUUUUAUGGAGCUUGAAAAAGUCAAAACCUGUUUGUCUGCUCUUACCAGAAGAGGAGGAUCAAUUGCGAAGUCUGCACAAGAGUUGAAUCUAGCUCUUCAGGAAGUUUCAUGACUGAAAGUGAAAGUGCAGUCUGGAGGGAGUUUGUGCAUUUUGGAGUUAUGGACCCCUCUUCUUGCAACACCUGAUGGCUGGCUAUUGACGCAACGCUCUGUGUCUCGUGUGGCCUGGCUCGGGCAUUCCCUGGUUGUACAUUAAUGCUAAGUGGAGUUAUUAACUACAAGCUUAUUCUAAACUAUUCACUAAAACAAGAGGCUAAUUGACAUGUCAGUAUACAUCCUGUCUGCACGGUUUUGGGAACUAUCAAUCCAUUUCUGCUCAGCGGAGAAGAGAUACCGCUCCGUUUCACACUUAACCGAAUAUGUAGCAUCAAAUUGUUUCCUUUGGUUGCAUUAGUGAUGAUUUAAUUAUUAUUUUUUUAAAUAGAUACGUUCCUAAUGUAAAAGAUUGGUGCUACUGUAACAGGUAUCCUGAAAAAAACUGCAAAUGUGAGUAAUGGCUUUAAUAUUAGAUUCUUUCAAGUCCUCUUUCA
Messenger RNA from Prunus dulcis (almond), 3551 nucleotides. RefSeq names its product katanin p80 WD40 repeat-containing subunit B1 homolog. Gene Ontology annotation, molecular function: microtubule binding. Gene Ontology annotation, cellular component: katanin complex. The coding region runs from base 662 to 3073 and encodes 803 amino acids. Gene Ontology annotation, biological process: microtubule depolymerization; microtubule severing. The record is from RefSeq and is a predicted model, not a curated record. The transcript has 20 exons. NCBI's taxonomy places the organism in Eukaryota, Viridiplantae, Streptophyta, Magnoliopsida, Rosales, Rosaceae.